AUGAAGGACGACGAUGAGAACGAAGAAAACACCUUCGGGGUUACCAGGUAUGCAUGCAUGCCGUCCCUGGUCGCCCUUCAGCAGAUGAGGAACCGUCUCCAUCUCGCGUUCCUCGGUAGAAAACUCAUGAAAUGGACGAUGCUGGCCACUGGCAGAGAGCUGAGAAGAAUCGCCGGUGAACUGGACGGGGUUUACAAGGGAUUCAAUGACGAUAUGAGAGAGGCGUUUAUAUUGCUGGCAAGGAGUAGGUAUUUUUACCCGGAACUAAAUAAGAUGGUUAUUGAAAAUGUACCGAAGCAAGCUGGUGUGGUCGUAAUACCAACUACGAAAGCAGUCUCAGCCGUCAAAUUGAUGCAUUAUAAAAUUUAUGAGACUGAAGCGAAACCCUACGUCCACCUCGGUAUAGAAAAGGGCGGUCAAACGAUUCUCGAGACGAAGAAAGCUUGGUUGGAACUGCUAAAGAGAUUAAUUCUGAUGCUGCAACUGAGGACCAGUUUUGAAACAGUCGAGGGGUCUAAUAAAGCAGCUACGAAGAAAAUGAACGUGCUCGGCAAAAUUGUUAUACCAAAAACAAACGUAACGAUGGCAUACAUAAAUAACGAACUAGAGGAGUUGGCGAGAGAAGAGUUUUUUAGACUUAAAAAGGUAUUAGACAUUAAGAGGAAGUUGAAGAAAGGUAAAGAGGUAAAAAAGCCAGUUGAAGAGAAACCUAAAAAGAAACGAAAACCUAUAAUACCACCACCAGAAGAGAUAGAAGAAGGCAAAUGCAUUCUAUGUGGAGCAAUUAUACAAGAGGAACCCAUUACUGAAGAAGAGAAAGCACUUCAAGAUGAGAAACUUGAACGACUUAAAGCGCAAAUAAAUGAAAUUGUUAAUAUAACACGGGGAUUAAAUGAAGAGGGAAUAUUACACACUAAUGUAAAUGAUUUUUUAAAAACCGCAGAAGAUUUGAAGGAGAAGAUAGGAACUAGUGAAUAUAGCUUUGACUUUGAACAAAUUUCGGUUGAUUUAAACAUAGACGAGUUAUGUCUUGAUUGUAGAGUAAAAUAUUUAGAAGAACACAAGAAGAAAGAAGUUGAAGAACCAAGUACGUCAACAACUGAGGAGCCUUUGCUUCCCGAAGAAUCUAAAGACGUACCAAGUCCUGAUUUAAGUCACGCCACAGGCGUUACUAUAAAAGAGCCAUCAAAGGAAACUUUGCGAUCUGGAAAAACUCCACAGCCGUCCGAAGUUUAUUCACAACCGGAUAUUGAGUUAGGCACAUUUGAAACGGAAGAAAAAGAGAUAGUUAAAAUAAAACGUGUAAGAAACGAAGAUGGCACUUAUUCUGAACAAAAGAAGGUUAUUAAAAUAAAGAGAGAAGUCAAAGCACCAGUGAGAGGCAAAUCUACGGCAUCAAAUGCAAAUAAUAGUAGAGUAUCAGAACAACAGUCUGAAGCGUCAAGGAAAUCACCAUAUUCAGGUUCUAGAACAAUUGGGUUAGUGGAAUUGAAAACUGGGAAAAAGGCUGUAAUGCGAAAAUUUUAUCAAAGAAAAGUAAAAUCAGUCCCAAUAACGCCAGCAUGUCUAAUAACGGAACCUAUGCAAAGGUUCAGUGUAUCUAGUGCUACAUUACUCCAGUUAGAUUCAGAUACAAAUUACAGUAGUUCAAGUGACGAAUUCCUAAUAAUAUCUUACAGUAAAUCAGAUCUUAAAAUAGGGAAAGCUAAAGGAAAUCAGCACGAUUCUACUGUGGCUAUAGCUGCGGUCACCACUUCAGAGGAAGAAUUAUUGUUAAAAAUAUUGGAUACAUCCGAUAUAUAUAGUAUUGGGCUUAGAUCCCAAUCAAUCCUGAAAUUGAAUAAGUUAUCAAAACUAAUUGUAAAAGAAGUGUAUAAACAACCGGAAACACCGUCUCCUGGACUAAGCACAACGACAUCUUGGCAAACUAAAGAAGGUUUAGAAUCAGAACAUAUACUUGAAAGUGAUUUAAAACUUGAAUACAUUAAAAAGCAUAUAAAUGAUUUAAUCAUAUUGGGAAAGACUUUUAUAGGGACAGGGGUUGAAUAUAUUGACGUUACAGAAUUUUUACAAAUCUGUGAAAAUGCCAAAGAAAAAAUAGAGGAAACAUUUAAGACCAAUAGUGAAAGUCAGUCUCCAUAUAAGGAAGAUUAUAACACAAGAUUAGACAAUUUUAAGGGUCAUUUACGGGAUGUAAUUGAAUUAGCAAAAGAUUUAAAAGAGGACACUAUUGUUGAUCCCAAUGUAGAAAAUUUUAUCCACGCAUGCGAACAAGUGGAUGAAAAAAUAAAUGUCGAUCGCACAAAAUCGAUGAAAAGUACAGAUAAAACUCGGUUACAAAAACUAGAUAGCCAUAUUGAUGAUGUUGUCAGAAUUACUAGAGAGUACAAAAAACAAGGUAUUCUGUCACCUAGCGUUGAAGAAUUUAUGAAUUCUUGUAAGACAAUAAAGUUAAAAAUCAAAGAAUACUCUGCGCAAGAAUCAAAAGUGGAUAAAAUCAAUCAUCUAAAAGAGCACGUAUCUGAUCUAGAGGUUUUGACUGAUGAAGUCAAAAAGAAAGGGCUAGAAUCAAAAAGCAUGGAAGACUUCUCUAAAUCUUGCAAAAAGUUUAAGGAUAAAUUAGAAAGCUAUGCCAAGUCAGACCGAAAAGAUAUCGCCUUAAGUACUCUGCUAGAACAAAUUGACGAGACAAUUGGAAUAAGUAUGGAAGCGAAAGAUAUAGGAAUAGUUGGCGACAGUAUAGAAGACUUGGUGAAAUCUUCAGAAAAACUUAAAAAACGAUUUAUGCCUGUAGAAGACACUAAAUCUAGAAUAUUAAAAAGUUUAAAAGCAAACAUUGAUGAUGUAAUGUCAAUAAUAGACAGGUAUAAAGAAGAAAGUCUGGUAUCGGAUAGUGUGGAAGAUUUUCUAAGAACAUGUGAAAUGGCUAGGCAUAGGAUUGACGAAUAUGAGGUUUUCCCUCCAAACACUGAGGUUAAACCUUCGGAACCACCGUGUUACGGUAAUUGUGGUGUGAGUUGUAAUACGCCAUACCACACCGAAGUCAUUAUGCCUAGUGAAGAUAUGGAAAUAUGUAAAUCAUGUAAUAAAAUGUUUCAAAAAGAGAAUUCAUCGCUUACACCUUGUGGGUCGUGUACUGAUGAAAUGAAAGAAGUUAAAGUUCCCUCCGACUUUAGCGUGUGCGAGACUUGUUCAAACACAGCUGAACCUAUCUUAGAGGUUGUCGAAUCUCCAUCUAAAAUUUCGGACGAUGACUCGGAUGACAUUGUAUAUUGUGAUAUUUGUAGAAAAGUUGUGAGAACUAAACAUGAUCAUGAACCACCGACGGUAGAUAGCAAAACGGGGUAUUUUGAGAAAAAGAAACGAAAAGUGGUAAAAAUUACAAGAUCUCAAAACCCCGACGGAACUAUAAGGGAAGAAACUCAAACUAUAUCGAUUAGAAAAGUUAGACGCGAUAAUACACAGACAUCAUUAGAAGACGACGAUGACGAUGAUGAUGACGGCGAUACAUCUGAAUCGUCGGAUGAUGGUACGCGAGUAGCUUUGUGUACUCUACGAGAUCACAAUCAGUGUGGUUUUUUUGCAAACCGAUUGAUUAAAUCUGAUAUAGAAUUAAAAACGCCCCUAAUGAUAUCGGGCUUACGGAGUUGUAUAUCUAUGGGGACUAUGGCUUCAAAUGCUAAUGAACCUUUAGAAUUACACAUUAAUUCUAGCAAUAAUUUCGAAUUAGAAAGCGUUUAA
Leptosia nina is the source of this 3741-nucleotide messenger RNA. The record is from the annotation of a GenBank genome assembly. Lineage: Eukaryota; Metazoa; Arthropoda; Insecta; Lepidoptera; Pieridae.